CAGGCAGGCAGGCAGGCCGCAGCAGCUUCCCUCCAUUUCUUUGUGGGUUUUGGUCGUUCGUUGCGGAGGCCGAGUCUCUUGUCAUCUGCUGCCACUGCUGCUGCUGCCGCUGCACUCAUUUCCCGCAGCUCUCGCGUCUCUCGCGUUCGCUCGCUCGCCCGCUCGCUCGCUAGCUUCCUGGAUCCAAUCUCUCUCGGCGCUCCGAGCACGCACCGCACGUGUUCUAUCGAAGGCGAGCACCGCGCGCAGCCUGAGAGUUCCGUGCGCUGGCAUUCGACCACGGGGGAUUGCCGCGACGAGGUUGGGGGCAGGGUGUGCAGAUUGUGGGUUUCAAAGCGUGUCUGGAGAGCCUCGGGGCCUGGGCUUGCCGUUGUAGGGUUUAUUCUUUGUCAUAUUUUUUUUUCGAGUCCAGCGGACGGAGGCGCAGUGAAGAGCGCUGGAGGGCGUAGGGCAAGGAGAAACGGGAAGGGAGGGAGGGAGGAGGGAGGAGGGCGUGGAGAUUGGGGUCGGAGGGUAAUUUGGAUCUUUUGGAUGCCGGCGUCCGGGCUUUUUUCUUCAUGGAGCGCUUGUCGGUUGGGGUGGAGCCAUGGUUUGAUUUCUCCGUGCGGUUGUAAUUGAUAAGAAGCAUGGGGCGGUGUGAGCACUGAGAUUCGAGCUUUUCGGUGGUUUUCGAUUCGUUGAGUUUGUUGCGGAUGGAUUUCGCUAGGCUGUUAUGGCGAGCAUGCGUUUAGCUCUUCGUGUUGCAAAUUCGGAAAGAGCCCUGUGCACUCCGGGGACAGGUCCGGAAUAGGGUCUGCAGUGGCGGGUUCAGUCCCAGGUGACAGGGAGGGAGGGCGCAUUCGGGUGGCCGCCGUGGUUUUCGACGUGAGGUGGACCCGUCGGGGCCAAGAAGCGGCAGCGGAGGGAGUUGCUGACGGAAGAUGAGUUCCCGGACGCGCAGUGGUAAAUGAAGUUUUUAUUGUGGAGUCUGGAGUCUCGUUGGACAGCAGUGACGAAGAGGGCUGAUCGGCGUGCCAGUUUCGAAUAAAGGAAGCGAGGCAGCGCGGAAGGCAAUGCCUCGAUCAAUCUCACGAUCUCCUCCCCGGAAGGGGAGACGGCGAUCACCCGUACGGACUCCAUCUCCAUCGAGCCAUCGGCACAGCAGUAGGAGGAGCAGGCGAGAUCAUAGAAGCCGCUCCCCCGCUCAUCCGCAUUCUCAUGGCAGACGCAAGAGUCGGUCACCUUCUCCCCGUCGGGGAAAGCAACGUCGUGAGCGACAAAGCCGAAGUCGCUCACGCUCUCCACCGUCACACAAGUCUCGGAGUCCAAGUCUUUUAUCGUUGGAGAGGAGGAGGGCUGCUGAAAGGGCCCGUGAGGAAGAAGAGCUGGAGAAGAAGAGGAGACAGCAAGAAGCAGAGAUGAAACUUGUUGAAGAAGAGACAGCGAGGAGAGUGGAAGAGGCAAUAAGGAAGAAAGUUUCUGAAGCUUUGGCCUCGGAGGAAAUGAAGAAAGAAGUCGAACUCAGAAUCCUGGAAGGUCGAAAGAAGAUAUUUGAAGACAUAGAGAACCAACUCCAGCAAGAAAAGGAUGAGGCGCUUGCGGAAGCUAAGAGAAAAGAGGAGCAAGUACGACGAGAGAAAGAGGAGUUGGAGAAGAUGUUAGAGGACAACCGAAGGAAGAUCGAAGAGUCACAAAGACGAGCGGCCGAAGAACAGGCACGGAAGGAAGAAGAGCGGUACAGGGAACUGGAAGCUCUACAGCGACAAAAAGAAGAACAAUUGCGACGAAAGAAGUUGGAAGAGGAGCAGAAUAGAACAGAGCAGAUGAAGAUUCUAGGAAAGAAAAACACAAGACCCAAGCUGUCAUUUGCUCUAGGUUCGAAGUGAAUAGAGUUUUCAAAAGUCUGCCGAUUAAAUCUCACCUUUGCAUUUGCGAUUACUGUGUUCUUAGACUUCCUCCAACUUGUUUAGCGGAAAGUUAGAGCGGAAGGCACGCUCGCUGUCCACCGAAGUUGUACAUGUGUAAGUUUUCAUGAUACUCGUUUUCGAGUGUUAUAAUAUAGAGGGCUUCCAGCCUGUGUUUCAUGG
Marchantia polymorpha subsp. ruderalis is the source of this 2066-nucleotide messenger RNA. Lineage: Eukaryota; Viridiplantae; Streptophyta; Marchantiopsida; Marchantiales; Marchantiaceae. The record is from the annotation of a GenBank genome assembly.